AUGAGUUACGACUCAUUGGUGGAAACCGUCGUAGACGGGGGCUACCUACCAGAAUUUGUGCUUCGCCGUGGGAUCAGAGGCCAGCUUCGUGAGAGAAUCAAGUUGAUCAAGACCACCAGCUUGGCAGAGAGCUAUGAAACCAAGAUGAAAUACGUGGAACUGCUCAGAAGUCGGCCAAUAGCAAUUGAGACCGCUGCGGCGAACGAACAACAUUAUGAAGUCGGCACUGGAGUUCUUUCUGCCUGUCUAGGUCCGAGGAUGAAGUACAGCUGCUGUCUGUAUCCGAAGGGAACAGAAACGCUGGCUCAGGCUGAGAUUGCCAUGUUGGAGAGCUAUGUGGAGAAGGCACAGUUGAAGGAUGGCAUGAGGAUCUUCGAUCUUGGAUGUGGAUGGGGAUCGCUCUCACUCUACCUCGCCGAGAUAUUCCCCAACUCCAAGAUCACUGGCUUCUCCAAUUCGAGAACGCAGAAAGAAUACAUCGACUCCAUGGCAAAGAAGAACAAGUUUGACAACCUGGAGAUCGUCACUGGCGAUAUUUCGACGUACGACUUCAAAGGUACACCACUGGAAGGCCAAUUUGAUCGUGUGCUCUCGAUCGAACUCUUCGAACACAUGAAAAACUAUGAACUCCUCAUCUCGAAAGUUUCGACCCUUCUCAAACCAAGCGGGAAGCUGUUCGUUCACAUCUUCGCCCACAAAACCUCUCCCUACGACUUUGAAAGCGGCUGGAUGACGGACAAUUUCUUCACCGGCGGUACCAUGCCAUCAGCGGAUCUGCUCCUAUUCUUCCAACGUGAUCUCAAGCUCGAGAGACAGUGGUGGGUAAACGGGAAGCAUUACGCAAAGACCUGCGAGGACUGGCUCUCCAAGAUGAACGCGAGCAAGAAGGAGAUCUGGCCGCAUCUUGAGGAGACUUAUGGAAAGACAGACACUGCGAAAUGGUUUUACCGCUGGCAAGUGUUCUAUCUGGCGUGCGCAGAACUGUUUGCGUGGGAUGGAGGUGAAGAGUGGGGAGUGUGUCACUAUCUGUUUGAGAAGCCAGCAUAG
Messenger RNA from Ramularia collo-cygni, 1047 nucleotides. RefSeq names its product related to N-methyltransferase. The transcript is spliced from 3 exons. The coding region runs from base 1 to 1047 and encodes 348 amino acids. The record is from RefSeq and is a predicted model, not a curated record. NCBI's taxonomy places the organism in Eukaryota, Fungi, Ascomycota, Dothideomycetes, Mycosphaerellales, Mycosphaerellaceae.